Molecule: messenger RNA, 447 nt
Organism: Olea europaea var. sylvestris
Lineage: Eukaryota; Viridiplantae; Streptophyta; Magnoliopsida; Lamiales; Oleaceae
Product: probable 1-acyl-sn-glycerol-3-phosphate acyltransferase 5
Exons: 1
Coding region: 1-447 (148 amino acids)
Cellular component (GO): endomembrane system
Molecular function (GO): acyltransferase activity
Source: RefSeq, a predicted model, not a curated record
AUGGCGGUUUAUGAUGUGACUAUUGCAUACAAGGAUCAAUGUCUUACUUUCUUGGAUAACCUUCUUGGUGUGGAUCCUUCCAAAGUACACAUGCACAUCAGAUGUAUCCCUCUUAAGGAAAUCCCAAAAUCUGAAAAAGAGACUGUUGAUUGGUUGAUGAAUACAUUCCUGUUCAAGGAUCAGCUGCUCUCUAAUUUUAUAGCUGAUGGCCAGUUCCCUCGUCAAGGAACAGAAGGUGAGCUUUCAAAUUUAAAAUGUUUGGACAAUUGUGGAGUAGUGAUUGCUCUUACUGGAUUGUUCAUAUAUCCUACCAUUUGUUCAUCCAUUUGGUUUAAAGUGUACAUAGGUUUAGCUUGCAUUUACCUUGCUUCUGCUUCCUAUUUCGAUAUCAGACCAUCUCCAGUUCUUGGCACCAUCAAAGAAAUGUUGCAGACGAAAAAUUUGUAG